AUGUCGAAUGUAGAAAACGUAUGCCCUCAAGUUCUGCGCGGUGUGGCGCGAGAACUACGGCGGUUGGUAGCCAACCCUCCCUCUGGUAUUAAGUUAGUGCUUCGAGAAGAUGACCUCACUGAUGUUGUAGCGCUUAUUGAAGGCCCAGCGGGGACGCCGUACGCCGGUGGCGUGUUCCGCGUGCGGCUGGCGCUGGGGCGGGAGUUCCCGCUGGCGCCGCCGCGCGCCUUCUUCCUCACCAAGAUCUUCCACCCCAACGUGUCGGCGGCGGGCGAGGUGUGCGUCAACACGCUGAAGCGCGACUGGCGCGCCGAGCUCGGCCUCGAGCACGCGCUGCUCGCCGUCAAGUGCCUGCUCAUCGCGCCCAACGCCGACUCCGCGCUCAACGCGGAGGCCGCGGCGCUGCUGCGCGACCGCUACGACGACUACUUCGCGCGCGCCAAGCUCUACACCGACAUACACGCGGUGGCCGCGCCCGCUUCCACCGUUGCAGGCGCGCCCGCCCCCGCCGCCGCAGGCGCAGCUGCCCCCGGCGCCGCCCGCGCGCCCGUCCCCGGGGGUGGCGAGGGCGGCGAGGGCCCGCGCGCAAAGCGUGAGCGCCGCGGCGGGGCGCCGCCCGCGCGCGACAAGCGCCGCAUCCUGAAACGCUUA
This is a messenger RNA of Brenthis ino (lesser marbled fritillary), 651 nucleotides long. The record is from the annotation of a GenBank genome assembly. Lineage: Eukaryota; Metazoa; Arthropoda; Insecta; Lepidoptera; Nymphalidae.